Messenger RNA from Bufo bufo (common toad), 2824 nucleotides. RefSeq names its product platelet derived growth factor subunit B (gene PDGFB). NCBI's taxonomy places the organism in Eukaryota, Metazoa, Chordata, Amphibia, Anura, Bufonidae. Bases 405 to 1127 code for a protein of 240 amino acids. The record is from RefSeq and is a predicted model, not a curated record. Gene Ontology annotation, cellular component: membrane. Gene Ontology annotation, biological process: positive regulation of protein autophosphorylation; positive regulation of MAP kinase activity; positive regulation of cell population proliferation. Gene Ontology annotation, molecular function: platelet-derived growth factor receptor binding; growth factor activity. The transcript has 7 exons.
GCAGCCCCCUCCCUCAGCCCUUCCCCUCUCAGUGCACGCCUCUACACUGGGAUAGCUAAAGAAAACUGCACACUUAGAAUCUGAGUCAGUGGCUUUGGGUCAGCAUCUGCUCUGGAAGGAAACCCUAGACUCAGGCUCCUACAUGACAGUCCGUGUCACCCUGCAGGAAUACUGAUGCCACCUAUCACCUUUCACAUCUUCUUUCUCCACUUCUACAUACAACCUUAGACUUCUACCUUCAAUCACAGCACCCAACCCUGCAAGCUUUGGAAUAAGGAGACCUUUUUUUUUUCGGGGAGGGGUAUCCCCUACUGGAAGGGUGCCUGCCCCCCUGCUAUUCACUGUCUGAGAAGAACUGACAGCUGCUAUAUACAUGUUCCACAUAUUCUCCCUUGGACUACAGGAUGAAUCUUGGGGGUCUGCUAAUGUCUAUUUGGCUUCUGCAUGCGGUUCGUGCUGAGGGUGACCCCAUUCCAAGUGAGAUGUACGAGAAGAUCACAGGAGGAUCUAUCAAGUCUAUAGAAGACAUAAGAAGGUUGCUGCAGAUAGAAUCCGUAGAUGAUGAGGAGGAUGCAAAUGAGAUCAACAGGAAUGGAACAAGAAGCUUGCCUAGGGGCAAUUCCAGCCACUCCCGGGUCAUUCGCAGCUUAGCUGCAGAACAAGCUCAGCUUGCAGAGUGCAAAACAAGAACUGAGGUUUUUGAAAUCUCCCGCAAUUUGGUUGAUCCAAGCAAUGCUAACUUUAUAGUUCAUCCAUCAUGUGUGGAGGUCCAGAGGUGCUCUGGAUGUUGCAACUCAAGAAACAUGAAAUGUGUGCCACUUCGCAUACAUAUCCGACAUGUCCAGGUGAAGAAGUUUGUGUUUCACCGGGGUAUGAAAAAUAUCAUACAUGUCCCGAUUCCAUUAGAAGACCAUGUGGAGUGCAAGUGUGAGCCUGUGAAUCCUAUAUCUACAAGAAGUCACCACACUGUCAAUGAACACAGGAUGGCUGCAGGGGUACCUGUGACUACUCCACCUCCAACCACUAUAACUCGUAAAGAGUCUCAACUACGACCGUUAAAACGAAAAAAUAGAAAAUUCAAGCACCUACCCAGUAAGAAGGAGCAGAGACAUCUUCUGACCACGUAGUGACUUGGGAAUGGUUCUGUUACUGAGCAGGAUACACAGCAAGAUGAAAUUUGGCCCCUAUGGGGUCCAUGGAUUUCUGACUGGAUGCUUCAAAUGCCGCACUUGGUGCCGCUGGUGCUUUACAGAGAGAAACAAAACAGACUGUUUCCCAUCUGUCCCGCUUCUCUCACUGCACAUUGCUCCUAACAACAAAGAUCAAGGAAUGAGUUCAUUUGACAGCAGAGAACUUACUGCCAAAUUCUAAGUUAAAACCUCUGAUUUCCAGGAGUAGCAGCAAGAGAACGGGGAACACAAAGCCACUCGAACUCACUGGAUGUAUUUUGUCACCUUAUUUAAUGUACUUUAUGUUGUAUUUUUAUAUAUAUAAAUAUAUGCAUAUUUUUGUAAAAAAUGGUUUCCUUUGCUCAGAUUGCACGAGGCAGGACAGAGACUGAAAAAUGGGACUGAAUUCUUAGUGACCCUUAUCGCCACAGCCCAGUAUUUAUGUAUUUCUACCAUGUUGCAACCACUGAGAAGGAAGAGGCCACAUGUAGGUUAUAUUUCAGGUGUAAUUCUGCUUUAAGCUAAUGGAGUCACUCACCUAUGGGCAACCUGAUUUUACCAGCUCCAAUAUACAAUGAAACAAGAGUUGUAGUUUGACAUCCAAUAGAGAGCUACAGGUUGUUUCAUCAUUAGAUGGUGUUUUUUCCAUAAAUAAUGGCAGAAAACUGUUAAAUAGACCUGUCACCAUGAAAACACUGUGCAAUCUACAGGUAGUAUGGUAUAGAGCAAAGGGAGCUGAGACAUUUGAUAUAUAGAGGGUCAUUUAUUAAACUGAAAUAUGCCUAAAUUUGGUGUAUUUCAGGCGCAGGUGGUGGUGCAAUGUUUAGUUGUGCCGCUAUCUGUGACUUUUCCUUACUCAUGCCAGGUCUAAAAUUGUGGGCGGGGAAGGGGACAGGCCGGCAGGUCCAUCUCAUUCAUCAUUUUCUAUGCCUGUUUUAGGCGUAGAAAAUGGUCUAAAUGUAAGACAGUUUGGAAGCUGUCUUACAUUUAGAACUGGUGCUGGAUGCGCCGAAGUUAUAGAGAGGCCUGUGCCUCAUAACUUAGGCGUAUCCUCCACCAGCACAAGGGCUUUAUUAAGAUCGGCGUCUAAACCGCUGGUCUUAAUAAAUGUGCCCCUUAGUCUUGUCGCAAAAUUUCUAAUUGAAACAUUAGAAUCUCUGCUCUUUCUGAGCUCAGUAGCCAAGUUGCUGGUCUUAUAAGUGACUGACACCCAUUUAUGUAUACACAUUUAUAGAGGGAAAUUUUCAAUCACUGAUAAGACUGCCCACUUGGCCACUGAUCUCAUUAAUUUCAAGUUCUGCUGAAUCGUGUCCCAUAAAUCUAUAUAUUAAUCUGCUCAGCUCCUCCUGCUCUAUAACAUACUUCCUGCAUGGUGACAGGUUCCUUUUAACACGUGGAUCCUUUUAUUUGUCCUUCUUAUUAUUUUCCAGUAUUUUUUAAAUGACAUAUCCACCUCCUUCCCAUUGCUCUGAAUUCCUUUGUGUUCCUUUUUGCACACAGCUCUGCCUGUCAAUAAAAAUGAAAAAUAUUGAUCUAUUAUGUAAAGUAAUUUAUAUUCAAUAUUUAAAUUGUACAAAGAAAACCCCAACCAAAUUUCAAUUUGUAUUAAAAGGGAUUACGUUUGUAUUAAAAGAAAGACAAGAACAUUUUUGAAU